CAUCCAGCAGUGGAUCGACGUAUGACGGGCGGCCUGAUUGGUCUCCGCGGAUGGGCUCGGGGUUGUAAAAUUAGCCGCGCUAAGUUUAGACGUCGCAAGCCAAGCAGGCGGCGGCCUGCAGGGUGUGCAUCCUCGUCUGGGCAGCAGAGGGCAGUGUAGCAGCAUGAUGGAUGCGCUUGCUACGCUCCCACGUCUCUUGCUCACCCAAAUUCCUGACCCGCAGUGACCAGCGUGAUGAAGUAUGGUCAAACAACCCCCAUAACCAACGCGGCAUGGGGAGAGGGGGUGGGCUAUAGUCUAGCAGUGGAUUGAUACGGGGCUGUAUAUACCAAGUGCUGUAAGAUUUACACGCAUUUCUGUCCGUAUCCUCCCCGCAAAUGUCUGUUUUCUCAUCCCACUUGUGUCUUCUUGUGUCGUCCAGCAAAGACACGACGAUGUCCCGAACGGGCAGCCCGGGCAGCCCUCCCAGGUCAUGUGACACCUUCGUGGCUUUGCCGCCAGCGACGGCAGGCGGCCACGUGGUGUUCGGCAAGAACUCUGACCGGCCGAGCGACGAGGUGCAGGAGGUGGUGGUGCUGCCCGGAGCCGCUCACCCGCCGGGCACCAAGCUGCAGUGCACCUACAUCGAGAUCGAGCAGGCGGAGCGCACGCUGCCCGUGGUGCUGAGCAAGCCGGCGUGGAUGUGGGGCGCCGAGAUGGGCGCCAACGACCGCGGGGUGUGCGUGGGCAACGAGGCCGUGUGGACCAACGAGCCCAUCGACGACAAGGAGGCACUGCUGGGCAUGGACUUAGUGCGACUGGCGCUGGAGCGGGGCGGCACGGCGCGCGAGGCGCUCGACGUGAUCACGUCGCUGCUCGCGCGCUAUGGCCAGGGCGGGAACUGCAUGGAGAGCACGAGCAGCUUCACGUACCACAACAGCUUCCUCAUCGCCGACCGCUCCGAGGCCUGGGUGCUGGAAACGGCCGGCGAGUACUGGGCGGCCGAGCAAGUCACAGAGGGCACGCGCAACAUCUCCAACGGGCUGAGCAUCGGCUCGCGCGUAUCGCUGGAGCACCCCAAGCUGCGUUCCCACGCGCGCGACGCCGGCUGGUGGGACGGCCGCUCGAGCUUCGGCUUCGCGGGGACUUACGAGGAGGGCGGCGGCAGCGGCGGAGGCCGCUUCUCGGCCGGCAAGCGCCUGCUCGCCAAGCACGCGGGGUCCCUGUCGGCACAGGACAUGAUGUCGAUCCUGCGUGACAAGGAGAGUGGGAUCUGUGCGCAGGGCGCCUUCCUCACAACGGGCAGCAUGGUGUCCAUCCUCCCGCAGAACCCCGCCCUGCCCUGCAUCCACUUCCUGACCGCCACUCCCGACCCUUCCAGGUCGAUCUUUAAGCCGUUUGUGUUCGUCGAGGGGGUGAAGCCCGUCGGCAAGGUGGUUUCGCCGGACCUGGGCGCCGACGACCCGGCGAGGGUGGUGCCGCGCUUCCGCAGCAAACCGGACCGGCGGCACGAGCUGUACCGCGCGCACCAGCAGGCGUGGGAACAAGCCGGCGACAGCGGCACGGAGCGCGGCGUGCGACUGCUGGAGACGAUGAUGGGGCUGGAGCGCCAGGGCAUCGCCGCCAUGGAGGAGGUGGCGUCUGGACGUCGUGCGUUUGUGGCGUCCGAGAUGGUCGACCUCUUUUACGACUGCGUCGACACGGAAAUGAAGUUCUACAAGUGAACGACGCGCACGUACACGCGCGCCGCGCCACCAGGAGGCGUGCGCGGUGUGCAACACGAGCGUGUCGGCAUCGUGGAAUUUUACUUUCAUUUGAAGAAAUGCCGUUGUGUCUUCAGUAGGGCAUGCAACAACGUAUCGAUUUGAUUGAAAUUGAUUCUUACGAUCACGAUGUGAGCAUCGAAUCUUGCAUGCAAAUGAUUAUUUCCAACUUGUAUAAAUUAUAUGCGAAUGUGAUGAACAAUAUCGUGCCGAGACAAAUUAGAGAAUCGUUACGGACAAAAUUCUUUUAAAAAAUCCCGAUACUCGCAACCAUGAAUAUUCGAAAUUUCAAAUCGCCGGGGUUGGGGGAUGUGGUGGUUGGUUGCAUGCCUCGCGUUUAGGACUGUUAGUUGAUCUGCGCUCAUGCUUAAAAACUGUUAGAAGGGUUACAUAUGGAAUACUGAAAGAGUUGACAGUUUCAGACAGUGCAAUGGUUUGGACUGUUAGUCGAAUUGAAUACGUUUUACCGGAUUAUGGAUGGUGUACUAGACUGAUUCAACCAGUUGAAUAGUUGAGGUUGAGGCUGCAUAAUAGAUUUACAUACAUUUCUUCUCAUCUCCUUGAGUAGUCCCAAAGAGCAUGACGCACUAAAUUAAGUUGAGCUAUCAUCGUCCGAGAUUGUUACUGGCAAAGAUUGUUCGCAAUAAUUUUGUUUCCAAAAUAUCAACAGUUUUCUUCACCGCUUCUGUUCGUGGUGAACUGGAAUGGCAAUGUCCAUUCCGAUCACGGACACAGGUCACAUGAUUGCCCGAGGUUGUGUGCUGUGCAGAUCAAUCAUUGCUCAUCCAUCGUCACCAUGCCAGCACCUUGCCAAUUUUGCCAACGUCCGCUCACAGUAAAUGCGUUGCUGGUGACAUUUGCCAACCAAACGUUUGCUGUAAAAUUACCCUUGUUCCUCAUGGCUUUAGGGCUCAAGCAUAUUAAUGGUUGCCAUUUAGUCUGAGUCGGACACACAGGUCAAUAAAAAGCACUCUUAUGGCAGGUGAAGCCGAUCGCUGCGUGGUUUUACAACGCGUUGUGCCGCGUGCUCUACGUUUCUUUGCACAAGUUGAGUUUGUGUGCCCCUCCUCGCGAGCUUCUGGGAGUGUCUGCGAGUUGCUGCUCUUCCCUUGUGCAGCUCAAGCACCUUGAAUAAAGCCGCAAUCGAAGAUCGCGUCGA
Molecule: messenger RNA, 2901 nt
Organism: Lethenteron reissneri (Far Eastern brook lamprey)
Lineage: Eukaryota; Metazoa; Chordata; Hyperoartia; Petromyzontiformes; Petromyzontidae
Gene: SCRN3
Product: secernin 3
Biological process (GO): proteolysis
Molecular function (GO): dipeptidase activity; cysteine-type exopeptidase activity
Source: RefSeq, a predicted model, not a curated record